Molecule: messenger RNA, 1548 nt
Organism: Melanaphis sacchari
Lineage: Eukaryota; Metazoa; Arthropoda; Insecta; Hemiptera; Aphididae
Product: pro-epidermal growth factor-like
Exons: 5
Coding region: 81-1217 (378 amino acids)
Molecular function (GO): calcium ion binding
Source: RefSeq, a predicted model, not a curated record
CCUUGGACACAGAAAGUUUUUUAAGGACUUCAGAAAAUCUGUUCUUAUACUAAAAUAAAAUAUUAAUCGUCCAAAUUAAUAUGUGCUCAAUAUAUAAAUUUUAUAUUAUCCAAACAUUAAUUAUUUAUACAGUUACUACAAAUGUUUACGUAUCAUCGUUCACAAACGAUACAACAUAUUUUCAAACAAGACAACUCAGUGGCCAACAAUAUGGUUUAGACUAUAAUUUACAAAAUCAAACAAAAUAUGAUGAAAAGAUUGCUGACCGAUCAAGAACACUAUUCGAUUGGGAUAGUCCAAGUGCAUCAAAAGAUACAAGAGUUGUAUCAAAAGAAGAAAUAAAAGUUCAUUCAAAAGGUAUUGAUAAAAAUUUGGAAACUGAAAGAAUUGAGAACAAUGUCUGGUGGCCAUGGAAAAACUAUGACGAUUGGCUGAAUGGUAGGGGAUUAAAAUCAGAACAACCAAAAAAACCAGAAAAGAAGACUCGAAAGGAAAAAAAACAUAAAAAAAAAAACCGAAAAAAUGAAAAGAAGAAAAAGAAGGCAAAACUAGGUAAAAAAUUAAACGUUACAGUCAAAAGCAGUGGUCCCUUUUCGGUCAAUAUUGAAGACAACGAAAUUAUAAAAAAAGAAUCGAUACCUGAAAUACUUUACGAAGCGUCACCGAUUGAUAUAAUUUUAAGAAAUUCUUCUUUAGUUCCAACCUUGGUAAAAUAUACAUCAAGAAACUAUACUUAUGAUAUAAACGAAUGCUUGACAAAUAACGGAGGCUGUGAAGGACUUUGUAUCAACACUCCAGGAUCGUACAGGUGUCAUUGUCCGCCUGGCUUUAUGGUAGCUGACACCAAAUGCGAAGACAUCGACGAGUGCCUGUUGCGCAACGGACACGGGCCGUGCCAGGGGACGUGCACCAACACCUGGGGCGGGUACAAGUGUUCGUGUCACGGCAUACCGGGCACCAGGCUGGCCGACGACCGGCACACUUGCGACGACGUGGACGAGUGUCGGGACGGCACGGCCGGGUGUUCGCACCAGUGCAUCAACACCGUGGGAUCCGCGUUCUGCGUGUGCCCGGACGGGUUGCAGCUAGACGACGGGUGGAAAACGUGCGUGGACGUGGACGAGUGUUCGGACCCGGAGCUGCAGCGGUCGCCGAACGUCUGCUCCGAGCGCGGUCUGACGUGUCUCAACACGUACGGUUCGUACGAAUGCGCGUGACGUACCGUGUGUGCGCAUUUCCCGUCCGCGCUCGUGGAUUACGCCUCUGUCGUGUCGUAGAGUGUCGACCAGUCGGUGACGCUGUGCGACGACAGAGAUAACGACCGCGUUACGACGAUAUUAACACGACACCGACAGCAACGCGUGCACCGAUUGAUUAAAACAUUUAAAACUCACAAAUUCAUAACCUUAAUCGACUAGUCACGAGUGCCGCCGUUGUCGUUGUUGUCGCUGCCGUUGUCGUCGAUGUUGGCUCUUGUUAUUAAUUAUUAUAUUAUAACCUAUUGGUCGCGUAUUGUUAUUAUAUUGUUAUCAUUAGCUUUUACUAUUU